CACAAAAAAGAAGCAAGGACCGGGUUUGCAGCGUGGUUCGUUCGUUUGAAUACAAGUUUAGGGUUUCUUGAGUUUUAAGAGCACAGACAGCAGUCUCUCUCUCUAUCUCACACAUCAUCAUCAUCAUCAUCAUCAUCAUCAUCAAGAAGAAGGCCAUAUCUUCUAGCUGAAUCGACUAAUCUCUCUCUCAUAUAAUAAUGGCUGAUGAGGAACCGAAGCCCCUUGCUUAUGUACCGGAGACGAUAUUGAAGAAAAGGAGGAGCAAUGAAGAGUGGGCAAUUAGAAGGAAACAGCAGUUGGAGCAGAAGAUAAGGAAAAUCAAGGGUGAUAGUUUUGUCAUCAGGAAGCCGGAGCAGUUCAUCAAGCAGUUUCGAGACAGGGAAUUGGACCUCAUCCAAAUGAAAAACAGGGGAAAGAGGCAAAUGUGGAAAUCAGAGGCACCAGUAUCCAAGCUGCUUUUCAUCAUUCGUAUUCGGGGAAAAAAUGACAUGCAUCCAAAAACUAGAAAGAUGUUAUACUCUUUGAGACUCAGGAAAAUCUUCAAUGGUGUCUUUGUGAAGGCAAAUGAAAGGAUAAUAGAAAUACUGCAGAAGGUGGAACCGUUCAUUACAUAUGGAUAUCCAAAUCUCAAGAAUGUGAAGGAUUUGAUUUUCAAGAAAGGCGUGGCAAAAAUAAACAAGCAGAGAGUUCCUUUGACAGACAAUAACAUUAUUGAACAGGAACUGGGGAAGUAUGGCAUGAUAUGCAUAGAAGACGUUGUAAAUGAAAUUGCCAAUGUCGGUCCACAUUUUAAGGAGGUUACUAGUUUUCUGUGCCCCUUUAUACUCAACAAACCGGAGAAAGCAUUGAAAGGAAAGAAAAAGGUGUACAAGGAUGGAGGAGACAGUGGAAAUCGUGAGGAUCACAUCAAUGAACUCAUUAGUCAGAUGAAUUAGCAUUGCUAAAUAUGUCCUUCAUAAGAGAUCAAAUCUGUUCAGUGUAGUUCGUGUACCCGAGAUUGGACCUUAACUAACCUGCGGUGGCAUGUAUCUAAAUUUUGAGACUCGUUCCUCUUGGUUUGGUUUGGUUACUGGAAUUCUUUUAAUAUUUUUAUCAAAUUGUUGGUGUUUGCAGCUCUUCGAGAGAGUGUAAUAGUUGUGAUGCUUGUAAUCUGGUUAGGGUUUUGAAUCUGAGAUGAACAUCUCUGGCAUCUAAUUUUGCAAUUGUUAUCACUUAAAGAGAUUCUUCUUACCAUUUUUGUGCUUCUAUUAGCCCUAUUACUAGUCAUAUUAGCGCUACGGUUGAGAGAUGGCCUUGGAGAUUAUCAGAUUGGCGCUACAGGUUCCUGGUCAUAUUAACUAUUUAACAUGGCACUGUAAUUUAUAUCGUAUUCCUUUUGCCUCGCGGUUGUGGUGUGUCCUAAGACUGUAAUACACAAUCUUUUUAAAGAGGGGUGCUGCUAUCACUUUUUGCGUGGUGUUUUUUAAA
This is a messenger RNA of Cornus florida, 1467 nucleotides long. RefSeq names its product large ribosomal subunit protein uL30y-like. Gene Ontology annotation, molecular function: structural constituent of ribosome; RNA binding. Bases 198 to 935 code for a protein of 245 amino acids. The transcript is spliced from 6 exons. Gene Ontology annotation, cellular component: cytosolic large ribosomal subunit. Gene Ontology annotation, biological process: maturation of LSU-rRNA from tricistronic rRNA transcript (SSU-rRNA, 5.8S rRNA, LSU-rRNA). NCBI's taxonomy places the organism in Eukaryota, Viridiplantae, Streptophyta, Magnoliopsida, Cornales, Cornaceae. The record is from RefSeq and is a predicted model, not a curated record.